AUGAUAAGCGCCAGCCGGGCCGCGGCAGCCCGUCUCAUGGGAGAGGCAGCCUCUCGGGGCCCCACGGUCACCCGCCACCAGGAUGGCUGGAAUGGCCUUACUCAUGAGACUUUUAGAAUUGUUUCAAGGCGGGACUACGCAUCAGAAGCAAUCAAGGGAGUAGUUGUUGGUAUUGAUCUGGGUACUACCAACUCCUGUGUGGCAGUUAUGAAAGAUAAACAAGCAAAGGUGCUAGAGAAUGCCGAAGGUGCCAGAACCACCCCUUCAGUUGUGGCCUUUACAACAGAUGGUGAGUGACUUUUUGGCAUGCCAACCAAGCGACUGGCUGUCACCAACCCCAACAACACAUUCUAUGCCACCAAGCAUCUCAUGGGCCGGCGAUAUGAUAACCAUGAAGUCCAGAAAGACCUCAAAAAUGUUCCCUUUAAAAUUGUCCGUGCCUCCAAUGGCGAUGCCUGGGUUGAAGCUCAUGAAAAAUUCUAUUCUCCAAGUCAGAUUGGCACGUUUGUGUUCAUGAAGAUGAAAGAGACUGCAGAAAAUUACUUGGGGCAUACAGCAAAAAUUGCUGUGAUCACAGUCCCAGCUUAUUUCAAUGACUCUCAAAGACAGGCCACAAAGGAUGCUGGCCAGAUAGCUGGGUGAAAUGUGCUUCAAGUGAUUAAUGAACCCACAGCUGCUGCUCUGGCCUAUGGUCUAGACAAAUCUGAAGACAGAGUCAUUGCUGUAUAUGAUUUAGGUGGUGGAACUUUCAAUAUUUCUAUCUUGGAAAUUCAGAAAGGAGUAUUUGAGGUGAAGUCCACCAAUGGAGACACUUUCUUAGGUGGGGAAGACUUUGAUCAGACCUUGCUACAACAUAUUGUGAAGGAGUUCAAAAGAGAGACAGGGGUUGAUUUGAUCAAAGACAACAUGGCACUUCAGAGGGUUCAGGAAGUUGCUGAGAAGGCUAAGUAUGAACUCUCCUCAUCUGUGCAGACUGACAUCAACUUGCCAUAUCUUACGAUGGAUGCUUCUGGACCCAAGCAUUUGCAUAUGAAGCUGAUCUGGGCUCAGUUUGAGGGGAUUGUCAUUGAGCUAAUGAAGAGGACCAUUGCCCCAUGCCAGAAAGCCAUGCAAGAUGCAGAAGUCAGCAAGAGUGACAUAGGAGAAGUAAUUUUUGUUGGUGGCAUGACUAGAAUGACCAAGGUUCAGCAGACUGUGCAGGAUCUCUUUGGCCGAUCCCCAAGUAAAGCUGUCAAUCCCGAUGAGGCUGUGGCCAUUGGAGGGGCCAUUCAAGGAGGUGUGUUGGCUGGUGACAUCACCGAUGUGCUGCUCCUGGAUGUCACUCCCCUUUCUCUGGGUAUUGAGACUCUGGCAGGUGUGUUUACCAAACUUAUUAACAGGAACACCACUAUUCCAACAAAGAAAAACCAGGUGUUUUCUACAGCCGCUGAUGGUCGGACUCAAGUGGAGAUUAAAGUGUGUCAGGGUGAGAGAGAGAUGGCUGGAGACAACAAACUUCUUGGACAAUUUACUUUGGUUGGAAUUCCCCCAGCCCCUCGUGGCGUCCCACAGAUCGAAGUUACAUUUGACAUUGAUGCCAAUGAGAUAGUACAUGUUUCUGCCAAAGAUAAGGGUACAGGACGUGAACAGCAGAUUGUGAUCCAGUCUGCUGGUGGGUUAAGCAAAGAUGAUAUGAAAAAUGCAGAGACGUAUGCGGAGGAAGACAGGCGAAGGAAGGAACGAGUUGAAGCAGUUAAUAUGGCUGAAGGAAUCAUUCAUGACACAGAAAGCAAGAUGGAAGAGUUCAAGAACCAGUUGCCUGCUGAUGAGUGCAACAAGAUAAAAGAAGAGAUUUCCAAAAUGAGGGAGCUCCUGGCUCGGAAAGAUAGUGAAACUGGAGAAAACAUAAGGUAGGCAGCAUCUUCCCUUCAGCAAGCAUCACUGAAGCUCUUUGAAAUGGCAUACAAAAAGAUGGCAUCUGAGCGAGAAGGCUCUGGAAGCUCUGGUGCUGGGGAACAAAAGGAAGAUCAAAAGGAGGAGAAACAGUAAUAGCAGUCAACUUUGGAGCCAAAAGGACAACAUUAUGAUGCUUGGGAAUGAAAGGACUUCCUGAGCAGAAAUGGGCAAACUUCAGACUUUUACUGUGUUUUUGCAGUAUUCUAUAUAUAAUUUCCUUAAUAUGUAAAUUUAGUGACUGUUAGCUAAUGAUCAUUUAAUGAGUGUUAAUUCCAACAGUGCAAAGUUCACAAUGUUCUGUCCCUAGCCUAUCAUUUUCCAGCUGCAUGUAAAAGGGGGGAAGAUGAUUUCUUGAUCAUUCUAAAAACAUUGUUUUGUGCUGAAG
This is a messenger RNA of Rhinolophus ferrumequinum (greater horseshoe bat), 2320 nucleotides long. Its product is annotated as stress-70 protein, mitochondrial-like. The record is from RefSeq and is a predicted model, not a curated record. Gene Ontology annotation, cellular component: mitochondrion; cytoplasm. NCBI's taxonomy places the organism in Eukaryota, Metazoa, Chordata, Mammalia, Chiroptera, Rhinolophidae. Gene Ontology annotation, biological process: protein refolding; cellular response to unfolded protein. Gene Ontology annotation, molecular function: ATP hydrolysis activity; ATP binding; heat shock protein binding.